AUGCGCCGAGUCGCCAGCUCGUCAGCCGGAGACAGAACGACCGACUAUGUCUCCGCCUCUUUUUCCCGGCUGUCUCCUCCGUCAGGCUCCGCCGCCAAGAGAAACGCAGACGUCAACGGCGACGCCGCGGCGGCCUCGAACCUCGACCGGCGAGAGAAGAUGCGAGCGCGUGAGGAGCGGAGGGCGCGGCCAGUCCGCGAGAAGACGGGCGAGAGGCAGGAGACCUCCAGAGAGCGAGAGGGAGGGAGCGAGGGCGGCUUGGCGCGCGAACGAGUCGAGGACGGAUCUGCCGAUCGCUCGAAGAAACUGCGGGCGCCUCGCGCAGGCGCGGUGAAGCACGCGCAGACUGCGAGCAUCACAGACGAGGAGUACGCAGGCCGUGCAGAGGCGUCCCUGCCGUCGAGAAGCGUCUCAUCUUCGCGGGUGAAAGACUCGUCUUGCCUCCAGGCGGCCGAGGCAGAAAGAAAACAAGACAGAGCUCCCCGCCCAGGGGAGGCGCCCCGCAUGCGCCCCACCCGCGCAGGCUCCCGCAGCUCGCCGGCGUGUUCGCCGCGGUCUUCGGGGCCCUCGUCUGGGCCUUCCACUCUCGCCUCUUCGCCCUCGUCUUCGUCCUCUUCGCGGCGCGCCUCGGCUCGCUGUCACGUUCGCUUCUCUUCGCAGUCUUCUAGGCCCCGCGACGACGAAACGAAGGCGACUUCGUCUUCGCCCUCCUCGCCGUCGUCGGCCUCUGAGAAGGACGGCGCAUCCUCGGCGAGGUCUGCGUCGACCGAGGGAGCGAGGGAGGGACUCCCAGCGAUGCAAACGCGCUCGCGAAAGUCGCUCUCGCCCUCCAGUGCCUCCCGAAACGGCGGCACCGCGCGCAGGCGGCCGCCCGACGCCGGGCGCCUCCGAACGGAGGGUCGUGCCUCUCCCGCAUCCACGGAGAGCGAAGCGCACUCGCGACAAGGCGAUUCUUCUCCGUCCUCGCUCUCCUCUCCGUCCUCUGCGAAGGAUGUCCACGUCACGUCUCAGACGGCGCCAGGCUCCUCUCAGAAGGGAAGGCUCCGCGACCUCAGGAGCCCGAGCCGAGCGUUCAAGUUGCGGCGAGGCGAGAAACUGUCGCCUUCCCUCUCGCGUCCCCGUGGACGCCUGAGAAGUGAGCGGCGCACGGACGCAGGCCGCAGCCGGCGCGGAGUGUCUCCAGCGACCGCACGGGAAGCGACGACAGACGGCGCCCCAGACGGUGAGGCCGAGCUGGGAAAGCCGGCGUAUGCGCCCCGGCAGCGGCAGCCGCCCCCGUCACGCACAGGGGUGAGCACGCGUGCUUCCGCGUCUCUGGCUGUCUCUGCGGGACCGUCUCCAGGGGGGGACAGGCUGGGUGUCUUCUCGCGGGGGUCUGAGGGCGGCGCGACUCCGCCAGGGCUCUCCUCGCCUUUUCACACAGAGACGGAAAGGCGAAGCGAGCGCGAGAGAGCCGGCGCCUGUCCGGCCCUCGCCUUGCGCCUGCGGCACCACGGCUCGCCAGGCCAGGAGACACAGGGCGCGCGAUCUGGCCACGUGUCCCCUCGCGGGUCUCGCACGGCACUGCAGGAGGACGAGGGGAAGAUGCUGACGCGAAGAGCGUGUUUCGGAGAGGCGGGCCGUCAGCGAAAGGCCAGGAUGGAGGCAAGAGACAAGGGCGUGAGUGCGUUGUCUGGAAAAAGUGAACCCCGCGCGGUUGGGACGACGCCAAACGAACGGAGCCCGGUGCGCCCGAUUCUCUCCUUCUCGCCGUCGUCGCCCACUCGAAAAAAAGAGGGCCAUGAGGAUCGCGACGGCUUUUUCGGGGCCCGAUGGCGGAUCAACGCCCAGACGGGGCUGAAGGAGCUCGACCCUGGCCCGUUGGGCGUGGAGUUCCACUGCAACGUAUGCGGCGUGGACGUGAGUGCGGGACAGUGGCGCGUGCGAUGCGCAGAAUGCGACGACUUCGACUUGUGUGUGUUCUGUUUCGCCCACGGUCGCGAAACGGGCACGCACUUGAACACGCACGCGUACCGGCCGAUGCCGCCGAAUCGGCAGGAGAUCUUCGCACCCAACUGGACCGCUGACGAGGAGCAAAUGCUCCUCGAGGGGGUCAGCCGCUUCGGCCUCGGCAACUGGAACGACGUCGCCUCGCUGGUGAACCGCGUCGCCUUGCGCGCCAAGACCAAGCAGCAAUGCGAGCAGCACUACAUGAGUGUGUACAUCGAUUCAGGGGGCAUUCCCACGCCUCUCUGGGAGACGGAGACUGCGGCCUCGCAAAAGCCGAGCCCCGCCGCAGCGGCCUCGCCGUCCUCGCUCAUCUUCUCGCCGCGACGCGACCGCGACGCCUCGACCGACAAAGACGACGUCGGCUUUCCGCUCGAGAAGGCGGGGCCUGAUGACGCGGGCGGGAAGCGCGGGCUCAAGCGCGCGGAACCCUCGGGCGAGUUGGGCUCCAGCGGAGACGCCUCCGCGACGACACCGGACGGCCCGGAGACUCACGCACCGGCCAAGAAGGGCGAGGAAGAUGAAAGCGACAAUCGCGACGAGAGGCGCGGGAGAGGCGACCGAGACCAGAAGAAUACACAAGAGGAGAGCGAGGAGGCGAAGGCCUGCGGGGCGCUUCUCGCGGGCCCAGACUCAGGAGACGAAGACGCCGACCAGCCGACGCUGCCGGAACUGCAGGCAGACAGCAACUCCUGGCACCCGCCGUGGAUCGCGAAGCCUGUGCCUCCCCAGCCUCACCACAACAACAUCCAGGGGUACCUUCCGCUGCGCGGGGACUUCGACGUGGAGUUCGACAACCACGCCGAGGCGCUUCUGGCCGAUAUGGCCAUCGAGGCCCACGAGUCGCCCGCCGAGAAGGCCUUGAAACUGAGCAUCGUCGAAGCGUACAACUGCCGGUUGGACGAGCGGAUCUACCGAAAACGGACGGUUCUGUGGAGACACUGGGACGAUCCGAAAGUCGCCAAUAAGGACAAGGCUGGCACCCUCCUCGAACGCCUCUACUGGCAACAACUGAAACCCGUUCAGCGCUUCCACAACGACGCAGAGCACAUCGCUUUGGUCCGGUCCCUGGUCACCUACGCAGAGGCCAUGGAGCGUUGUCGAUUGCUCAAGGAAUGGAGAAGUCUCGACUUGCGCACUCUCCAGGAUGUGACGGAAUACGAGGCCGAGAAGCAGAGACGCAGAGCGUCGUGUCCACCAGCUGCGUUUCGCUCUCUCUUCGAUGCGCGUCGUCCUGGUCCUGUGUCCUUAGCUGAAGACUCUCUCAAGUCUUCCUCUGGAUCGCCAUCGACUGCUGUUGCCUGCGAGGAAGAGCGCGAGUGCGAAAACGUGAGAGCGUCGCCUACGGGGGAGACCCCGAGCGCUUCGACGGCAGCCGAGAAACCUGGGAACGCGCCUGCGGUGCCUCCAUCUUUGUCGGGUGACAGACAGGCAGAGACGGCCGAUGGCGGGACGAAGGAUUCUUCCAGUCUUUCCUCUUUGCUUUCUUCGCCCUCAGCAGCCCAAGCAGAACACAACAGCGAGGCAGAUCCUCGCAGCCACGAAGACAUGAAGUGCGACGAGGAAGCAGAACCCGAGACGGCGAGCGAACGCGACGGCGCCGGGGGGCAGGGGACGGCUGACGAUGCCAAGGCGACGAAGAAGCGAGAGCGAGAAGAGCUUUCCUCUUCUACGCAGCCUCAUCGUGACGAACUGGAGCAGUCCGAGGUGGAUCUCUGCAAGGCGCUCGAGCUUCCGCCCGUGCUGUACCAACUCGUUAUUCAAGCGCUUACGGCUCAGGCGCACAUGCUUCCAACUGUCGAGAAAGACAGGUUGCGGAAAAAGAGAAAGCGAGUCAGCACAACCGGCAGCCUGUGGGAUUUUGACGUCCGCCUAGACGUCGAGCAGACGGGCAGCGACCCGUUGCGUGGCGACGCGCCUUCUCCCACGGUCAUCCUUUCUUCGUCGCCUGCCAACAAAGCAGUGGGCGCUCUGUCUCCGUUUCCCGCGGCGUUCGCGUCUUCUGGCCCUCCCGCCUCCGCGACUGAUCCGAGAACGAACGGCGUGGAAGUAGGUGCCUUGGUGGCCAUGCUUGUUUUCGGCGCAGGCGAUGCCCAGCACUGCAGACAGCAAGAAGGCGAGGCCUGCUUUGUUCUUCUCACGCCACAUCUCUCACAUACUCUGUCAAACGACGCGUGCUCCCUGCCUUCGUUGCUCUGUCUUCAGGCUUCUUCUCACCGGGACGCGCGUCUCCCCGCCCCCGCCACUUCGCGCGCGUCGCCGUCGCCCGCGGCGACCGGGGCCGGAGACAGCCUUGCCUUUAACGGCGCAUCUGCCCCGCACGUGGCUUCUCAAGGCCCUCUGCGCGACGUGCAUGCGUACCAGGGAAAUAGGCACAGUCACCAGCCAGCGAAUGGGGCCUCCCAAAAAGUUUCGCGUCUCCCGGCGUCUGCGUCGCCGUCUGCCUACGCGCCGCGCAACAUGUCGCCUCCUCCGACUCCUGAGUUCCUUGGUCCCUCGGUUUCUGCGUCUCCAACCCCACACGUUGUCAACGCCGCUUCCCUCGCGGGACCCGACCCAGUGCGCGGUCCGGGCGCCGGCUCUGCAUCGCCACACGUGUCGCGCCUCUCCCAGAGUUUCUUGCAUCUCCAGAGACAGGGCCUUCCCACCCCACAUCCGGGAUUUGCCUCGGGGUACACGGGCACGACGCCCUAUCCACAAACGCUCGCAGCAGGCAACGGCUCACAGGCGUCAUCUCAUCCUGUCGCGCAUUACAGUUCUUCCUAUCUCGCCAGUGGCGGCUCCUCUGCGGAUGCAUUCUCGGCGUAUUCGCUCCCGCCCUCGCCGGGACCUGGCGCGUCGCCCAACGCGUUCUACGCCUCCCGAGGGUACUACGCGAGUCCGAGCGGCGUCGCCUUCUCGCCACAAGCCCAGUCGCUGAGAGCCGCGAAUGCGGCCCUCCAGCGGCUUCAGCAGCAGCAACUGCACAGCUUCCUUCUCGCCUCAGGCCGCGGGCGGUCGACGGCGAACGCGGGCUGGGGCGCGCAGUCUGGAAACGUUUUGCUCUCGAACGCCUUCGCCGGGGCUGGAGGAAGCGGCGCAGCGGGCGUGGGCGGUGGACACGACUUCCUCUUUCCUUCCGCUCAGAACGUCUCCAGUCUCUCGCAGGUGUCUCCGUACUUCCCAGGGAACGCUCCCCCGCAUCUGUCGUUCUACUCUGGCAGGACGCCGGGCGGGGCCGGGGCGCAUGGGACGCCCACAGGGUACGCGCAGUGGGGCUGGUCCGCGCCUCUCGCAGCGUAUCACAGCAAUCCGAUGCACUCUGGUGCGUCGCCUUCUUGGCAGCUUGGAGGCAUCGGUCCCUUUUCGGGCCAACCCAAGUCGGCGUACCCCCGCGACUUCGCCGCGGAAUCCGCAGGUGGUGCGCCGGGGCCAGGAGGCCCGCAAGGUCUUGGGCGAUGCCCGCUGCGGAUGGGGACCGGCGUGGCCCAAGCGGAGAGCAGUGCGCCCCCCCCAGGCUCCCGUCUCUUCCACAGGGAGAGUCAGAUGGGCACCUGCCAGCCUGCCUGGUCGCCGGGCGCGUCGUCUGUGGGCGGGCAAACGGCGGAAAGUGCUCAGAGCCGCCACCACGGCGAGUCGGUGCUGCACGCGUCUUCCUCUGAGGUCGGAGGGCCGGGGCCGUCGGGACAGGGCGCCGACCGCCGAGAGGGACACACUGGCGGGGCGGCGGAGGGAGAGGCAGUGUGCGGUUCAGGCGCGCGGAUGAAAGAGGCGACGCGCGGGCCAGUCGGGGACGAUGCAGAGGAAGAGCCGAACGCAGACGGAAGAGCGAGUGAAGGAUUCUUUUCAGGGGACUCCCCGUUCGCCCCGGACGCGAGCGGAGCACCCCACACAGCAGCGGGUUCUGGGCGUUCGUUCUCGCCGCGGCCCGCACGGACGGCGCGUCCGGAUGGGCCCGGAAACGAGGGCGAGGAAGGCGGCCGAAAACGCGACAGAACGCGGAGCCUGACAGAGCCUCAGGGGCGCCCGCGAGAGGCGCGGAGAGGUCCCACCCAGGACGAGGGGAAGCGAGAAGAAGAGCGAGAAAAGUGGAAGGCGUUUGUCCUGCACAAACUCCUGCCGCGGGUUCGAGGGGUCGAGUACGACGCGACCAGCCACCAGUGGGUCUCCCACUGGCCGUCGGUCUCCCCUGCGGCGUCGCCUGUCGACAGGCACCUGUCUUUUCCUGGGGCUGCGCUUCCUCCCGCUGCAGAGAAGCCAGGCGACGGCCUCACACGCGUCUCGGCUUCGGGGUGUGAAAAGGAGACUGAAGUCGCCACCCAGUCUGUGGCGUUCUCCGUCAGGCGCCUCGGCUUCGAAGGGGCCUGGUUCCAGGCGUGCGAGGCGCGCCGCAAGGAGGCCGAGAAGGCCCAGGACUGGGCGCUCGUCGCAGCGGUCCGGGCCGCCGAGGCCUCUGCGCCGUCGGUCUUUGCCGCCCUUCAGGACGAGUUGCCGUCCCUGCCGUUCUCCUCGAACGACUUGGCCAGUGCGUUCUCGGGCCUGUCGCCUGCCACCGAGAGCAAAGCGAGCGGUGUGUUCCCUGCGUCGCUCGCGGCGGGGGCGAAGAAGGGAGACGGCCGAGACGAAGAAGACAGACGAGAGAGGCGGAGACGGCUCCUCAGUGCCUCCUGUCCGGUGCCGACGGCCAUGAAGGCGAGCCCCGAAGCGGCGACUGACGUGUCGCAGCUGCCGCGGUCCCCAGCGCUUCUGCUGACACACGACCGUUCUCUCAAGAGUCCCCACACGGAGGCAUUCCUUGCGUCGUCUCUGGCGGGUCUUCCGAGACAUGCAGGCGGAGCGAGAACACCCGACCUUCUUGGUCUCCAGGGCCCCCCCCCAAACCUUCUUCAGUCUCCGGACCCCACUAGGAAGAGACAGGCGGGCCUCGAACCGGUCCCCGGGGAGGCCCAAAGCGCCCCGCAGGACGUCCUGCCUCCCGGGGGGCAUUCUCUGCUCCUGGCGUCCGCUCUCGCCAGCCCCGGCAUCCCUGGAGCAACGCCUGAGCACCUCCAAAGAGAGACUGGCGUCGUGAAGGCGUUCCACGGUCUAGGCGCCGAGAGGCACGCGUCAGGUGACGGCGCCGGGGCCGGCCAAGUAGGGCCCUGGGCGUGUGGGGGCGCGACCGCGGUCGGAGCGUCGCUAGUUGGGCACCACAGGAGGCUCGCGGCCGCCCGCCCGGGAAAGGAGACCCCCUCUCCAGGGAUAGCGGCGGCGAGGAAGGCCGUGGCAGCGGAUGCUCUCGUGUAUGCAGAUGGAAGUGAAGGCCGAGCGACCCUCCUGGCGGCAGGAAUGGCGCCGCUCCAUGGAGGCCUGAAGCCGCGAGACCUGUCUCACGUCCUCGCCGGCGGGCAGUUUCGCGCCCCACGCGGCGAAGACACCAAGUUGGCCUUUUGCAACGGAGGCGCCUCGUCCAACUCCUCGCCUGCAUCUUUCACUUCUCUCCCACCGCCGCCCACGAACGGAGGCGGCAAACCUCGCGGCGGGAUUUCGUGCAGCCGAGGUGGAGGCUCCGCGCAUGCACAGAGUGCCCCGACAGGUCGGGGUCACAACGGUGAAAGAAGGCCAGGGGCGAGCGCGGGGACGGGUGGCGAAGAGAAAAACAGGCGUCUCGCGUCCCAGCCGCUUCUCGCGUGGAGCGACGACGACGACGUUUCGGGUUCUUCCGCAUCAUCUCCCGCGUGUCGGAAGGGCGCGGCUGCCUCCCGUGAUCUCUCUGAGUGUUCGUUCGCGCGAGACUUUCCGGAGUCGACGCCGGCCCCGCAAGAGGGACACUCUGGGGACAUCUCGGAUUUGUCGGGUUCGUUGGGAGACGCAGUGUCGAGACGUGCCUUAGCGAAGACCGAAAGACCUGAAAGUGCGUCGCAGAUCCCGUUCGCAGAGCAGGACGAAUCGCGCUCGCCGCUCGAAGGCACGGCCGUGGUGCGCUUCUCUCAGGCUGCAAGCGGCCGGGGCGGUUCGCAAAGGCUACCCCUGGGGCGGGCUGCGGGUUCACGGGGGGGGUCCGACAGCGACAACGAAGGCGAGCGCAGCAAAGAAGGACGAGAUGGAGAGGCCGGGCGGCUGCAGGUGGCCAGAAGCGAGGCAGUGAGAGGCGGUCGCGAGGACGAGGACGGGGAGCAAGCAGAGGGAGAAGGCGAUUGGGCGCGAGAAGAGCGCGAGGCAGAGGGUCUCGGCCAAAGGCCAGGUGUGGAGAAAAGACAAAGACACGCAGGCGAAGGUGAAGUGGAGCGCGACGUGGAGGAAGCGAGACGCGACGCCCUCUCGGCAGAUGGCAAAGGACGCGCGGCGUUCGUGGAGGCACCGAGUACCAGCCGAGAGACAACCGUUUCAAGCGGUGUCGGCUACCCGUCCCUCUCUGCUCCAGGGCUCGAAGACGGAGCUGACGAGUCCCAAGACGAAUCUGAGGGACGAGGCGGUACGGCUGCGUGA
Molecule: messenger RNA, 8433 nt
Organism: Neospora caninum
Lineage: Eukaryota; Apicomplexa; Conoidasida; Eucoccidiorida; Sarcocystidae
Product: myb-like DNA-binding domain-containing protein / Zinc finger, ZZ type domain-containing protein
Exons: 6
Coding region: 1-8433 (2810 amino acids)
Biological process (GO): regulation of transcription by RNA polymerase II; chromatin remodeling
Cellular component (GO): nucleus
Molecular function (GO): chromatin binding; transcription coactivator activity; zinc ion binding
Source: RefSeq, a predicted model, not a curated record